UACUCUCACUCUCACCCCACAUAACACAACCACCAACCAUGUCUCUCUCUUCCCCUUCCCACCGCACCCUCUUCAUCUUCUUCCUUCUGAUCCUCUGCGGUCACACCCACGCUCGCUUCUUCACUCCUCUUGAUCCGGUUUCAGACGGUGGCUGGAGCAGCAUCAUUCGCCUCCCCACGGCGGAGGAAUCCACCUGUGAGCAGACCUACGGCUUCUUACCCUGCACCACCACCGUGCUUGGAAACUUGUUCCUCAUUCUCAUCUAUGGCUUCCUCAUGUUCAAAGCCGCUACGUUUUUAUCCAACGGUAGUGAGCUCUUGCUUGAGAUCUUGGGUCCCGGCAUUGUUGGUGGCUUGUUUCUUCCCAUUCUCGGUGCUCUCCCUGAUGCCAUGCUCAUUCUCGUGUCUGGGCUUUCUGGGAGUAAAGAAACUGCUCAGAGUCAGGUAUCUGUUGGAAUGGGGCUGCUAGCUGGGUCAACAGUGCUGCUUCUCACUAUAAUAUGGGGAACCUGUGUAAUUGUUGGCAAGUGUGACAUUGAGGGUACAAUUGCAAUUGAUUCACAAGACACCCGGGGAUUUAGUUUAACUGGUUCUGGUGUUAGCACUGAUAUUUGGACCAGUUAUGCUGCAAGGAUUAUGGUUCUAUCUAUUGUUCCAUUUUUAAUUGUUCAAUUACCACAAGCUCUCGAUUCAACUUCUGGAAGACACUUGGCUGUUUUGAUUGCUCUUAUCGUCUCUGUCUGUUUAUUGAUUUCUUAUUGCCUUUACCAGAUUUUUCAGCCCUGGAUACAAAGGAGAAAACUGGAAUAUAUUGAACACAAGCAUGUUAUUUUAGGAUUUUUGAAACAUUUGAAGAUGCGUUCAUUAGGAAGGUUGUUGAGAGAAGAUGGUCAACCUGAUACAGAAGUUAUUAAAAAGUUGUUUACAACAAUUGAUGAAAAUAAAGAUGGCAGUCUUACUCAUGGUGAACUGAGAGCACUGGUUGUUGGAAUUCAAUUUGAGGAAAUUGAUCUGGAUCAUGAUGAUGCUGUGAAAAGAAUAAUGGUGGAUUUCGAUACUUCUAAUAAUCAACUUAUUGAUGAAGAAGAAUUUGUUAGUGGUGUCUGUAGAUGGCUUCAAAGGGCCAGGGGUGCUCGAGUUGCAUCCGGUGAUGCUGGUCCACACACAAUGAAGUUUUUAAGUGAUUAUCACACAGAAACAAAGAUGGAACACGAUCUUCUGGAUGUGGGAGUGGGAGGUCAGAGUGAAGAAGUUGCUGAGGGUGUUGAGAAUGCAAGAUGGACUUCAACCAAAGCAGUACUGUUACUGCUACUUGGUGCCAUUAUUGCUGCUGCUUUUGCUGAUCCGCUGGUCGAUGCAGUCGAUAACUUUUCAGAGGCUACAACUAUUCCUGCUUUCUUCAUUUCCUUCAUUUUUCUUCCUUUAGCAACCAAUUCAAGUGAAGCAGUGUCUGCAAUAAUAUUUGCUAGUCGUGAUAAGAGACAAACAGCCUCGUUAACAUUUUCUGAGAUAUAUGGUGCAGUGACAAUGAAUAAUGUGCUUUGCCUAUCAGUCUUCUUGGCGCUUGUUUACGCGAGGGGAUUGACUUGGGACUUCUCUUCAGAAGUGUUGGUUAUUUUCAUUGUUUGCAUUGUCAUGGGUGUCUUCGCCAGUUUCCGCACCGUCUUUCCUCUAUGGACAUCUAUACUGGCCAUACUUCUCUAUCCCUUCUCCCUGGCAUUAGUAUAUGUUCUUGAUUAUGUUUUUGGUUGGUCAUAGACCAAGUAGUGUUUCAUAUGUUUCUGUACUGGUGUGGUUCUUAACCGUCUUGGGGUGUAUGGAUAUUAUAGUUCUUUGUGAGAAACUACAGUGUUGUUGACUUCUGCUUAGUUUGGUGGAAUUAAACAUCCGUUGAGAACGGUUGAGUGGGUACAGUUUUGACUCUGAGCUCAUGAGGAGAGCAAUCAUAAAAAUAAAUCAUUGUUAAAAA
This is a messenger RNA of Lotus japonicus, 1968 nucleotides long. Its product is annotated as sodium/calcium exchanger NCL. Gene Ontology annotation, biological process: intracellular calcium ion homeostasis; calcium ion transmembrane transport. Lineage: Eukaryota; Viridiplantae; Streptophyta; Magnoliopsida; Fabales; Fabaceae. Gene Ontology annotation, molecular function: calcium ion binding; calcium:proton antiporter activity. The record is from RefSeq and is a predicted model, not a curated record. Gene Ontology annotation, cellular component: membrane. The transcript is spliced from 7 exons. The coding region runs from base 39 to 1757 and encodes 572 amino acids.